Molecule: messenger RNA, 1829 nt
Organism: Lycium barbarum (goji berry)
Lineage: Eukaryota; Viridiplantae; Streptophyta; Magnoliopsida; Solanales; Solanaceae
Exons: 7
Coding region: 261-1694 (477 amino acids)
Cellular component (GO): membrane
Molecular function (GO): lipase activity
Source: RefSeq, a predicted model, not a curated record
UCUCGGAACCUUAUGGGAAGUGUGGUGGCUGCAACAUUUUGCCGAGACCAAAGGGAAAAAAAAGAAAAGAAAACACCUUUACGCUCCCCCCAUCUCAACCUUCAAACUUCUUCUCUCUUUUUCUCAAAACAUUUAUUAAAGCUUAUCAAAAUUUCCGUAUUCAACUUUGCUUUUUCCAGAACCAUAAUCUCAUCUAAAAAAACGUUUUGCAGAAGGAAUUUUUUUGUUUAAAUUGAUCCAAUUUUGUUCUUCCAUUUUUUAUGAUUUGCUUGACAAGUCAAAAAUUGUGCAUACCCAAAAAACGAUUUGAAUCACAUUUCGGACCAUACAUCGCCACAAAACAACAACAAAAUUUAAGGCUAAUUAAUUCUGGGUAUUCAUAUUUAUCCGAGUUGAAAUUAUUAGCUUUUGGGAUUAGAAGAAGAAGAAGAGCAAUGGCGGUUGAAUUAGCAACAAAAUCAAACGAAGCAACAAUUAUAUUAACAUCAGGUGCAAGCGGGAGAAUCAAUGCACUGUUUUCAUUACGAGUAUUACGAAGCUUGUUCCUAUUAAUCAAUGCUUUCAUAUUAUUGUUGUUGUUGCCAUUUCGUGGACGAAGGAGGAUGACCUCACAGACGACGAUGAUGACGUCGUCGGGGUCGUCAGAGAAGGAGGACAAGGCGGCGGUGGUGGAGAGGAAAAGUGGCGGUACGGUGGUUAGAGUGCCCUCGAAAAUGGUGCCACGUAAGAGUGCGGUGGAGCAAGAGGUGGCGGCUAGAAGAUCGCUAGCCAUAAGAAGGGUACUUCAGGAAGAUGAUAAAGAGACUUUGAGGAAAUUUUCGCUCUUUGUUACGUCUAAAGGAGAUACCAUGUUUACACAAUCAUGGACACCUGUUUCCUUCAAAGUCAGGGGAUUGGUUUUCUUGUUGCACGGUCUCAAUGAACACAGUGGCCGAUAUAAUGAUUUCGCCAAGAAGCUAAAUGCAAAUGGCUUUAAAGUUUAUGGAAUGGAUUGGAUCGGACAUGGUGGAAGUGAUGGACUGCAUGCAUAUGUCCCUUCUCUUGAUGAUGCUGUUAAUGACACGAAACAAUUUCUCUCAAAGGUUUUAGCUGAAAAUCCUGGACUUCCAUGUUUUUGCUUUGGACAUUCUACUGGUGCAGCCAUAGUCCUCAAGGCAGCACUUGAUCCAAAGGUAGAAUCUAGGAUUGAUGGUGUUGUAUUGACUUCACCUGCUGUAGGAGUUCAACCAGCUCAUCCGAUUUUCACAGUACUUGCUCCAAUUGUCUCAUUUCUAUUGCCUAGAUACCAGUUCAGUGCAGCAAACAAAAGGGGUGCGGUAGUGUCUAGGGAUCCGGCAGCAUUACUGGCCAAGUAUUCAGAUCCACUAGUAUUCACUGGAUCCAUUAGGGUACGAACAGGUUAUGAGAUCCUUCGGAUAACUGCCUACUUGCAACAGAAUCUGUGCAAGUUGACAGUACCGUUCCUAGUUCUCCAUGGCUCUGAUGAUGCAGUGACCGACCCUGAAGGCUCUAAGAAGCUCUAUGAAGAGGCUUCUUCAACUGAUAAAAGUAUCAAGCUGUAUAAAGGGUUAUUGCAUGACCUGCUUUUUGAACCUGAAAGAGAGGAAAUCAUGAAGGAAAUAAUUGACUGGUUGAACCAAAGAUUGUUGAGUGCUCAAUCCGAAGAGAUUAGCAGGGGAGAGGAAGAGAGCUGAGCUUGGUCAAUUAGUUUUAAUCAUGUUGUGACUUGGUCGAACCCUGCAUUCUUAGAUGUUAUGUAAACUAAUCAUACUCAGUUUUCUCAAUUUUCUUGGGAAGGAUUACUCCAAGGGAAUGGUUUUGCUAUCUUA